This is a messenger RNA of Cuscuta campestris, 1198 nucleotides long. Lineage: Eukaryota; Viridiplantae; Streptophyta; Magnoliopsida; Solanales; Convolvulaceae. The record is from the annotation of a GenBank genome assembly.
CUCACCACAUUCCACACCCAACACAAAACAACAAAAACCCACCAGCUAGCAAAUCAAAUCAAGAAUGACGAACUUUUCUGACCAUAAUACCCCUCUCCCCACCCUCCUCCUCCUCCUCCUCCUCCUCCUCCUAUUUGCCGCACCAAUAACAGCCGCUGCAUCCCACAAUAAGUCGUCGUCCCACUCUGUGUUCCGGGAAUACAUCGGCGCCGAGUUCAAGAACGUCAAGCUCUCCGACGUGCCAGUAAACCCCCACGUCGACCACUUCCACUUCAUCCUCUCCUUCGCCAUAGACUACACCACCACCUUCUCCCCCUCUCCCACCAACGGCAAAUUCAACGUCUUCUGGGACUCCCAAAAUCUCUCCCCCUCACACGUCUCCGCCGUCAAGUCCAAACACCCCAACGUCAAGGUCGCCGUGAGCCUUGGUGGCGACACCGUGGGGAAAGGACACCCCGCCCGCUUCGCCCCUACGUCUGUCACCUCUUGGGUCUCAAAUGCAGUAACCUCCCUCACACACCUUUCCAGGCACUACCAUCUGGACGGGAUCGACAUCGACUACGAGCACUUCAAGUCGGACCCGGAGACGUUCGCGGAGUGCAUCGGGAGGCUAAUCACCGCCCUGAAGGAGGAGGGAGUGAUCUCCUUCGCCUCCAUCGCACCGUUCGACGACCCCGGGGUCCAGAAACACUACACGGCGCUGUGGAAGCGGUACGGCCAUGUCAUAGACUAUGUGAACUUCCAGUUCUACGCCUACGACAAGGGGACGACGGUGCCGCAGUUCUUGCGCCAUUUUGAUGAGCAGAGGGAGAGGUACAGAGGCGGCAGAGUGCUGGCGAGCUUCCUCAGCGGCGGGGGCGGCGGGCUGUCGCCGGAGAAAGGGUUCUUCGCGGCCUGCAAGAAGCUGAAGAGUGAGGGGAAACUUGGGGGCAUAUUUGUUUGGUGCGCCGAUGAGUCGAAAUCGAAGGGGUUCAACUAUGAGAAGAGGGCUCAGACUUUGCUUGCAAAACAACCUUCAGAGUAAUUAAAGUUUGGCUCUCUUAGUCGGUGGUGAUGGUCAAUUAUAAGUCUAUCUUUAUUUUUAAUCCUUUUUUUCUUUUAUUCAAAUAAAUGCCUUCUUGGUCAAAUUAAUAAUGAGAAAACUAUGCAACUAUUAGUGUUUUGUCUCUUGGAGUGUUAACAAAUAUCUUUGGGGGCC